GAACAAAUGUAGGGGCGUUUUAAGACAAAGCUGACACGUUCCCCUAAAGGUCUCGAUUUGUAGACCAUCUUCUUCCAUUCUUCACUUUCUCUGUUUUUCUGCUGCUUCGCUGCUCUGUUCACAACCCAACCUUAACCCUAUUCUCCCAAAACUGCCAUGAAACUCAAAAAACCUUCACCGUUUUCAUGCCUUCUCUUUCUCUUCCUCUUUUCCAUUGCACCCUCUGUUUCGGCAACUCUCUCUCCCACCUCCGCCCCCACCGCCUCCCCGUCGCCGUUCUCCUUGACCCUCGACCCCAAGCAACUCAGAGCCCUCCAAUCUCUUCACAUUCCCACUUCUAGAAACCCAUGUUCGCCGUCUUCACUCCAUAAUGUCACUCUCUGCGACUCCUCCGCCCCUUUCCGCCACCUUCUUUCUCUUCGCCUCGUCAACUGUGCUGACGACGUCGCUUUGUCCUUCACUGCUCUUAAAUCUCUUUCCACUCUUCAAUCCCUCCAGUUCCUCAACUGCCCCAUUUCCCCCAUUCGCUUCCCUUCCGACCUCGCCACUUCCCUCCGCUCCUUCACUUGCAUUCGCAGUCUCCGUAAGCUCACUGGUGUGUGGCUCAGUCGCCUCCGGAACCUCACUGAUCUCACUGUCUCUGGUGUCCCUAUUACUGCCUCUGGUCCUUAUGUCAUUCUUGGUCAUAUGAAAUCCAUCAGGACUCUUACCAUUUCUCACGCCAAUCUCACGGGUUUUGUUCCUAAACACCUCAAUCUCAACCUCACCCAUGUCGAUUUCUCCGGCAAUAAGCUCAGGGGGGAAAUACCUAGUUCCAUUACAUCGCUUGAGAAUCUUCAAACCUUAAAUUUGUCGUUGAAUUCGCUCAAUGGUGAGAUACCCACUUCAAUUGGGGACUUGAUUUCACUUCAGAACUUGUCAUUAGCUUCUAAUUCGCUGUCAGGACCGAUCCCGGAGUCUUUCUCAGCCAUCCCGGGGAUAAUUCAUAUUGAUCUCGGUUCAAACCAGUUGAACGGGACAAUUCCGAGGUUCAUUUCGGAGAUGAAACGCUUGAAGUACUUGAAUCUGGAGAACAAUCAGUUUCGUGGAGUAAUUCCUUUCAGUGAAUCGUUUAUCAAGAGGUUGGAAGUGUUUAAGAUUCAGGGGAACCGCAAUCUAUGUUAUAACCAUUCGACAUUAUCAUCCAAAUUGAAGCUUGGUAUUGCUCCUUGUGACAAACACGGUUUGCCGAUACCCCCACCGCCGGCUAGAGACGACGAUGACUAUUCAGUGGCGGAUGACAGUGGAAGUGAUUACGAAGAGAACCAUUUUAGUCACGAGGAGGAUAAUCAUCAACACGGGCCAAACAAGGUAGUUCUUGGAGUGGCAAUUGGGUUGUCAUCCUUAGUUUUUAUCAUUGUUUUCUCGGUUCUCUUGUCCAAGUGCUGUCGUUGAGAUUACACCUCUUCGGAUUAGCCAUCACAAGUUCAAGCUCGAUUAGAUCAGAAACAUUAUUUUGGAAAACAGAGUUCUUUUAAUCUAUCAUCUCACAUAAGUAUAAUGUUACAGUUGUGGAUGAGAAAAUCUAUCUGUUCAAUGAUUUAGUUUUCGGUGAAACUUCUAAAAAGAUGCAAUUAAUAAUGAGACAUGUUUGUUUAUCUUCA
This is a messenger RNA of Cucurbita pepo subsp. pepo (vegetable marrow), 1643 nucleotides long. Lineage: Eukaryota; Viridiplantae; Streptophyta; Magnoliopsida; Cucurbitales; Cucurbitaceae. The record is from RefSeq and is a predicted model, not a curated record.